Arachis stenosperma is the source of this 3309-nucleotide messenger RNA. RefSeq lists its product as uncharacterized. Gene Ontology annotation, molecular function: RNA-DNA hybrid ribonuclease activity; nucleic acid binding. Lineage: Eukaryota; Viridiplantae; Streptophyta; Magnoliopsida; Fabales; Fabaceae. Gene Ontology annotation, biological process: DNA integration. The coding region runs from base 1 to 3309 and encodes 1102 amino acids. The transcript is spliced from 4 exons. The record is from RefSeq and is a predicted model, not a curated record.
AUGUUCCGCAACGUGUUCGACGCACUAGGGCUGAAGGAUGCCAACCUGACGACACACCAGCACGGGGUCAUAGGGUUAGGCGACCACUUCAUCAAACCAGACGGAGUUAUUUCCCUACCAGUUUCGAUGGGACAGAUGCAAGGCCGAAGAUCGGCGAUGGCUGAGUUCGUGAUACUGAGAGACUCCACAGCCUACAACAUCAUCCUGGGAAGAAAAACAAUCAAUGAUUUUGAGGCCAUAAUCAACACCAAACUACUAGUUAUGAAGUUUGUCGCCGAUGAUGGAUCCGUAGGAACCAUAAGAGGAGACCUCGAGACGGCGGUUGCUUGUGACAACGUCAGCCUUUCCCUCAGAAAGAAGUCCAAGGAAGCAUCUGGCGUAUUCCUAGCCGACCUUGAUGCCAGAGUAGAGGAUAACCCGAGGCCGGAACCAGAAGGGGACCUGGAGAAAUUUAGCAUCGGUGACGAAGGGGGAAGGUUCACAUUCGUUAACAAGAACCUCCCACAUGAGUUGAAGGAGCCUUUGAUUGAGAUGAUAAGGGCUAACAGGGACUUGUUCGCAUGGACACCAGCCGACAUGCCGGGCAUAGAUCCACAGAUCAUCUCUCAUCACCUAGCCGUCAAGCCAGGAGCCCGCCCAGUCGCUCAACGGAGGAGAAAAAUGUCGGCGGAAAGGGCAGAGGAGGUAGCCAAGCAAACGGCCGACCUCCUAGAAGCAGGCUUUAUACGAGAAGUGGAUUACACGACGUGGCUCUCAAACGUGGUGCUGGUGAAAAAGCACAAUGGCAGGUGGAGAAUGUGUGUGGACUACUCUGACCUUAACAAAGCAUGCCCCAAAGACUGCUUCUCCCUCCCCAAUAUAGAUGCACUCGUCGACGCUGCGGCGGGGUACCGGUAUCUGAGCUUCAUGGACGCCUACUCCGGAGCGACAUAUCAAAGGCUGAUGAACAAGAUAUUCCACGACCUUAUAGGAAAAACGGUCGAAGUUUAUGUGGACGACAUCCUGGCAAAAACAACACGACCUGACGACCUGCUAAACGACCUGGCAAGUGUGUUUGCGUCCCUCCGUCAACACGGUAUGAGACUGAACCCCCUCAAGUGCGCCUUCGCCAUGGAAGCCGGCAAAUUCCUGGGAUUCAUGAUAACCCAGAGAGGGGUAGAAGCCAACCUGGAGAAAUGCCAGGCAAUACUCCAGAUGAAGAGCCCAGGCUGUGUCAAAGACGUCCAGAGGUUGGCAGGGCGAUUGACAUCACUUUCCCGGUUCCUCGGGGCCUCGGCGACAAAGGAAAUCCUAGCGGCACCUCCCGUUCUCGGGAAGCCAAGGGACGGGGAGCCACUGUACCUGUACCUCGCUAUAACAAGCGAAGCCCUGGCCGCGGUACUAGUAUGGGAGGACGGGAGGACCCAACAACCAGUCUACUUCAUAAGCAGAGCCCUACAAGGAGCAGAGUUAAGGUAUAGCAAGUUGGAAAAGCUAGCCUUGGCACUCCUGACUUCCUCAAGAAGGUUAAAACAGUACUUCCAAAGUCACCGAGUGGUCGUCAGAACGGACCAAGGAAUCCGACAAGUUCUCCAAAAACCCGACCUGGCGGGAAGAAUGAUGACUUGGUCCAUCGAACUCUCUCAAUAUGACAUACAGUACGAGCCCCGGCAAGCCAUCAAGGCGCAGGCCAUGGCGGAUUUUUUGGUCGAAGUAACAGGAGAUCCAGGCGAAGACACGGGUACACGGUGGAAGCUCCAUGUGGACGGAGCCUCCAACCAGACCUUCGGAGGAGCCGGGAUCAUCCUAGAAAGUCCAAACGGGGUCGUAUACGAGCAGUCGGUCAAAUUCGAGUUUCCCAUCUCGAACAACCAAGCAGAAUACGAAGCCCUCAUAGGAGGCUUGACCCUAGCAACAGAGGUCGGCGCAAAAAGGCUGGAAGUGUGCAGCGAUUCCCAAGUCAUCACUUCCCAAGUAAACGGCAGCUAUCAAGCCAAGGACCCCUUGUUGCAAAAGUACUUGGAAAAGGUCAAAAGCUUGAGCCAAAAGUUUGACGAGGUCACGGUCCAGCACGUACCCAGAGAAAGGAACACACGAGCAGACCUCCUAUCAAAGUUAGCCAGCACUAAGCCAGGGGAGGGAAACCGGUCUCUCAUCCAAGGCAUGACAAGGGAACCUGCAAUCGCCCUACACGUAACAACCCUAAGCUCUUCAUGGCUAGACCCCAUCACCAGCUACCUAGAACACGGCCAAGUCCCUGGUGACCAAAAGGAUGCGGUGAAAUUAAGGAGGGAAGCGGCCAAAUACGCUAUCAUCCAGGGACAGCUGUUCAGAAAAGGGCUCAGCCAACCCCUACUGAAGUGCCUACACCCCGACCAAACGGACUACGUCCUCAGGGAAGUCCACGAGGGCUGCUGUGGGCACCACAUCGGAGGAAAAACCCUAGCAAGGAAGUUGAUCCGAGCUGGGUACUACUGGCCGUCGAUGAUGGCAGACUCCAAAGAGUUUGUCAAAAAGUGCAUGAAGUGCCAACAGAACGCCAACUUUGCCAAGGCUCCGGCAAACGAGCUGAGCUUGUUGACGACUUCCCGGCCGUUCGCUCAGUGGGGAAUCGACCUCGUAGGGCCCUUCCCUGUCGGCCCUGGGCAGGUGAUAACACGGUUCGGGAUACCAGAAGUCGUCAUCUCGGACAACGGCACACAAUUUGCUGACAAAAAGUUCACAGAAUUUCUCAACGGCCUAGGUAUAAGGCAAAAGUUCUCUUCGGUAGAACACCCUCGGACGAACGGGCAAGUGGAGUCCGCCAACAAGGUUAUCCUUUCAGGGCUAAAAAAGAGGUUGGACAAUAAGAAGGGUGCUUGGGCCGACGAGCUAGCAUCGGUCCUCUGGUCUUACCGAACAACCGAGCAAUCCUCCACCAAGGAAACUCCUUUCCGAUUAACAUACGGGGUAGAUGCGGUGAUCCCCGUGGAGAUCGGUGAACCGAGCCCGCGAUUGCUUUUGAAAGGAGUGGAGGAAACUGUAGAAAAGGACCUGAUUGAUGAAGCCCGGGAAAUGGCCCAUUUAACGGAAACAGCGCUAAAACAAAGGAUAGCCCUGCGCUACAACACCAAAGUGCUCAAGAGGGACUUUGAGCCUGACGACCUCGUCCUGAGACGGAAUGAUAUCGGCCCACCGACCCCAGGAGAAGGCAAGUUGGCGGCAAACUGGGAGGGCCCUUACAGAGUGAAAAAGGUGAUGGGAAAAGGAGCCUUUAAGUUAGAAAGGCUCGAUGGCAAGGAGGUCCCGAGGACAUGGAACGCCGACAACCUAAGAAGAUUCUACUCCUAA